This is a messenger RNA of Morus notabilis, 3283 nucleotides long. RefSeq names its product ER membrane protein complex subunit 1. The transcript is spliced from 12 exons. Lineage: Eukaryota; Viridiplantae; Streptophyta; Magnoliopsida; Rosales; Moraceae. Gene Ontology annotation, biological process: protein folding in endoplasmic reticulum. Gene Ontology annotation, cellular component: EMC complex. The record is from RefSeq and is a predicted model, not a curated record. Gene Ontology annotation, molecular function: protein binding.
AGCACACUCCGUCGCACUUUCCUUCAGUUCUCACGGACUCUUUCGUCCUCUUCUCAGAUCUGUCACUGCCUGAGAGAGAAAGAAGAGACACACAGAGUCGCCAUGGCAAUGGCGUCUAGGGUUUUUCUUCUUCUUUUUAUUAUGUUUUCAUUUUAUACGGAGCUUAGUUUUUCGCUCUACGAAGAUCAAGUUGGUCUUAUGGACUGGCACCAACAAUACAUAGGGAAAGUGAAACAAGCUGUGUUCCACACUCAAAAGGCUGGGAGAAAGCGUGUGGUGGUAUCCACCGAAGAGAACGUCGUUGCUUCUCUUGAUCUCCGACGUGGAGAGAUUUUUUGGAGACAUGUUCUUGGCAGCAAUGAUGCGGUAGAUGGAAUAGAUAUUGCUCUGGGAAAAUAUGCCAUAACCCUUUCAUCUGAGGGAAGUAUUAUAAGAGCAUGGAACCUUCCUGAUGGCCAGAUGGUUUGGGAGUCUUUUCUACAGGGCUCAAAUCCCUCCAAGUCAUUAUUAUCCGUGCCGACAAAUGUGAAAGUUGACAGGGAUAAUUUGAUACUCGUUUUCAGUAGGGGGUCUCUUCAUGCUAUUUCUGGUGUAGACGGUGAGGUUGUUUGGAAGAAGGAUUUUGCUGCUGAAAGUAUUGAGGUUCAGUAGAUAAUUCAGCCUUCUGGUAGUGAUGUAAUAUAUGCAAUUGGCUCUGUUGGUUCUUCCCAGUUCGAUGCAUAUGAAUUAAAUGCGAGGAAUGGAGAGUUGCUGAAGAAGCACGGUGCAGUCUUUCCUGGUGGCUUUUCUGGGGAAAUGUUGCUGGUCUCAGGUGACUUGGUGGUGGCAUUGGAUGCCAAUAAGUCAAGUUUAGUAACAAUAAACUUUCAGGAUGGUAUUAAGUUUCAGCAAACAGAUUUAUCUAAUAUUGUUGGAGAUUCUUCUGGGACUGCAAAAUUAUUACCAUUAAAGCUUCAAGAAAUAUUUGCUGUAGAAAUCAAUGAAUUUGUUGUACUCAUAAGAGUGACUGGUGAAGGGAAGCUGGAGUUGGUGGAUAAACUUAAUAAUGCAGCAGUUAUUAGUGAUCCUCUCUUACUUUCGGAGGGUCAACAUGCCGUUGCACUAGUUCAUCAUGGGGAUGGCAAAAUUCAUCUCACUGUGAAACUUGUCAAUGACUGGAGUAAUGAUUUGCUUAAGGAGAGUAUAGUGUUGGACCAUCAAAGGGGGUUUGUCCAUAGGAUUUUCAUGAACAAUUAUAUUCGGACAGAUAGGUCUCAUGGAUUUAGGGCCUUGGUUGUCUUGGAAGAUCAUUCGCUGUUGCUGUUUCAACAAGGGGCGAUUGUUUGGAGUAGGGAGGACAGCCUUGCCUCAAUUAUAAAUGUAGCAACGUCAGAACUACCUGUGGAAAAGGAAGGUGUAUCAGUAGCAAAAGUGGAAGAGAACCUCUUUGAAUGGCUUAAGGGACACCUGUUGAAGCUAAAGGGAACUUUAAUGCUUGCAAGCCCUGAUGAUGUUGCAGCAAUUCAAGGAAUGAGAUUAAAGAGUUCUGAGAAGAGCAAAAUGACAAGGGAUCACAAUGGUUUUAGGAAGUUGCUCAUCGUGCUUACUCGAGCAGGAAAGCUUUUUGCCUUGCACACUGGAGAUGGACGAGUUGUUUGGUCUCUCUUACUGCCUUCACUGCGUAAUUCAGCAUGUGCACAUCCAACUGGGCUUAGUAUUUACCAGUGGCAGGUUCCCCACCAUCAUGCCUUGGAUGAAAAUCCAUCUGUUCUUAUAGUAGGCCGGUGUGGACAAAGUUCUGAUGCACCAGGAGUUCUUUCUUUCGUUGAUACAUACACCGGGAAGGAAAUUGAUUCAUUGAGUCUUGCACAUUCUGUUUUGCAAGUUAUUCCACUGCCAUUUACAGAUUCAACAGAACAGCGGCUUCAUCUACUGAUAGAUGCAGACCAGCAUGCAUAUUUAUACCCAAGAACUCCUGAGGCUAUUGGUAUUUUUCAACGUGAGUUUUCAAACAUAUACUGGUAUUCAGUUGAUGCUGAUAGUGGCACCAUUAAGGGGCAUGCUUUGAAGAGAAACUGUGCCCAGGAAAUUCUUGAUGAGUACUGCUUUGACUCGAGAGACGUAUGGUCAAUUGUGUUCCCAUCUCGCACAGAAAAGAUAAUUGCAGCUGUGACGAGAAAAUCAAAUGAGGUGGUCCAUACUCAGGCAAAGGUUAUAGCAGACCAAGAUGUUAUGUACAAGUAUAUAUCAAAAAAUCUACUGUUUGUUGCAACUAUUGCACCAAAAGCUAGUGGUGAAAUUGGAUCAGCCACCCCAGAAGAAUCAUGGUUGGUUGUAUAUCUCAUUGAUACUAUAACUGGUCGCAUAUUGUAUCGAAUGACUCAUCAUGGUUCACAGGGUCCUGUCCAUGCUGUUUUUAGUGAAAACUGGGUUGUCUACCACUACUUUAAUCUAAGAGCGCACAGAUUUGAGAUGUCUGUCAUUGAGAUCUACGACCAGUCCCGAGCAGCAGCCAAUAAGGAUUUGUGGAAGCUGAUUCUUGGAAAGCAUAAUCUUACCUCUCCUAUUUCUUCAUACUCCCGAACAGAGGUUGUCAUCAAAUCACAAUCUUACCUUUUCACCCAUUCCGUGAAGGCGAUAUCAGUGACAUCAACUGCCAAAGGAAUAACUUCAAAGCAGCUUCUUAUUGGCACUAUUGGUGAUCAAGUUUUGGCACUUGAUAAGCGAUUUUUAGAUCCCCGGCGAACAGUCAACCCCACACAAGCUGAGCGAGAAGAGGGCAUUAUUCCUCUAACAGAUGCAUUACCCAUCGUUCCUCAGUCGUAUGUGACACAUUCCCAGAGAGUGGAAGGACUCCGGGGCAUAGUAACUGUGCCUGCCAAGUUGGAGUCAACAGCACUCGUCUUCGCUUAUGGGGUUGAUCUCUUUUACACUCGAAUUGCACCGUCAAGGACCUAUGACUCACUCACUGAAGAUUUCAGUUAUGCUUUGCUCCUCAUCACCAUUGUUGUACUAGUAGCAGCAAUCUUCGCAACAUGGAUUUUGUCCGAGAAGAAAGACCUGCGAGAUAAGUGGCGGUGAUCUCUCCUUUGUCUCAUCAUAACAAUAAUGUUCCUUUUUUGGGGUUUCCCUGGAUUUAGGCUGCAUUUGAUUUAAGUUAAAUUAGAAGAUGACAUCUUAACCUUUGUUAUCUUUAGUGUGCCUUUUUUAACGGCAAUUUUUGUUGUAGCAUUCCAAAAUUCAUGAGGAUUAGAUUUGUUGACCAGGUUGUAUAUGUUGAAGUGCAAGCGGAAUAUUUGAAUUA